AUGCCACGCCAAACACCUGCAAGUACAGGUCUUCGAUGUUAUCCACUUCGUCUCGGUCCCGGUGUUGAAUUGAUCUCUACUAUUCAUGAAUUAAUGGAAGAUAUUGGUGUACAAUCGUUGUUUAUUUUGAGUUGUAUUGGAACAUUAUCUCAAUGUUCGUUAAAUUCGCGUCAAUUGAAUAAGAAAGAAUACGAAAUCGUCUCAUUAAAUGGAACAUUCGAUAGCGAAUCGCAUCAUCUAAUGGGCUCAUUUGCCGAUCCUCAAACUGGUGCAUUGAUUGGUGGUCGAGUUCAUUCAUUAACCGUGCAUUCGACUUGUGAGCUGAUGUUAGCCGAGCCGCUUGAUUGUACGUUCUCUCGCGCAUUUGAUCCUCGGACUGGUGGAAAUGAACUAGUCGUUAGGCGGAAACUUCUCACUGAUCCUUAG
Molecule: messenger RNA, 426 nt
Organism: Adineta ricciae
Lineage: Eukaryota; Metazoa; Rotifera; Eurotatoria; Adinetida; Adinetidae
Source: the annotation of a GenBank genome assembly